GGCAUUUUCGAAGUUAUUGUAACAAAUAAGGGCGAACUUCCACACACCAACUAGCCGUCAGCUAUUAGACCCAAAACCCUUCACAAAAUUUUCGACUAAUUCUCACUUUCCUGGCAUCUCAAAAUUCCUCUUUUUCUCCGGCGAUCAUUCGCCGGCCUCCGCCGUCGUCGACAGCCAAAUCCUUCCCGUUUCCGAUAAAUUAGUUGGCGAAACCCUAAGCUUUACCCGAUUUCCCCAAAUCACCGUUCAAUUUUGAUCCCAAUUCCGUUGACCUAACUUUCCAAUUCACCGAUUUGUCCUCCGAUUCACUGAUUUUGUCAAUUCCGAUGGCAUUUCUUCGCUCCUUGUAAGGUUUUUACAUCUCUCUACGUUAAUUUCCGAACACACUAUUCUCUACAUCUUGCUUAGUUUAUUACAAUUUGUUGUUAUGGCGAUCCGGUUCACUGUUACCUAUUCCGGCUACCUAGCCCAAAACAUAGCUUCAUCGGCUCCUACGAAAGUAGUUGGUUGCCGGUUUUUUCAUGAAUGUAGUAGUGUUCGGUCUCGAAUUUUCCAUCCACCAUGGGCCAAACCCGACCCGAAUCACUCUGAUAUUCGCCGGUCUAAACCGAAACCACGGCCGGUGAGUAGCGCGUACUCUUCCCGGGAUUUUUCGUCGUCGAGCUCAAUUUGUUCUUCGGUUGCUGCUGAACUUAUUGGGGGAAGCUCGAAAUCUCCUUUGAUUGUUGGAUUGAUUUCACUAAUGAAGCCUUCUUGUGGGACUUCUCCAAUGAAUGUUUUGGGGAUUUCGCCCCUGAAAGCGUCGUCGUUUCUUCCAUUUUUACCGGGAUCGAGAUGGCUUCCUUGUAAUGAGCCUAGUGGUACUGUUUCCUCGGCGAGUGCCGAGGUGGAUAAAGGUGGGACUGAUAAAGGUGGGAUUGACACUAAAUGUAGUGAAAAGUUUGUUGUUCGAUCAUCAGAGUCAUUGUCGAGUGAAUUGAAGGCUUCUAAGACCCGUUGGAUGUCAAAGUUACUGAACAUAUGCUCUGAUGAUGCAAAGGCUGCUUUUACUGCUUUGAGUGUUAGCAUAAUGUUUAAGUCAUCUUUGGCGGAGCCAAGAUCAAUUCCAUCUGCUUCAAUGUCGCCCACUCUCGAUAAGGGUGAUCGUAUAAUGGCUGAAAAGGUUUCAUAUAUUUUUCGGAACCCUGAAGUUUCAGAUAUAGUGAUAUUUAGAGCACCACCAAUCCUUCAGCAUAUUUUUGGUUGUAGUGCUGGAGAUGUCUUCAUUAAAAGAAUUGUUGCAUUAGCUGGGGAUUUGGUUGAAGUGCGUGAGGGUAAACUGUUUGUGAAUGAUGUUGCUCAAGAUGAAGAUUUCAUUUUAGAGCCCCUUGCCUAUGAAAUGAAACCAGUGCUUGUUCCUGAAGGCUGUGUGUUCGUGAUGGGGGACAAUCGUAAUAACAGUUUUGAUUCUCAUAUGUGGGGUCCACUUCCCAUUGAAUAUAUUCUUGGUAGGUCAGUAUUCAGAUAUUGGCCCCCAUCCAGGGUGUCAGACACCCUUCAUGGCUCAGUAAUGGAGAAGAGGGUAGUUGCAUUUUCUUGACCCGUUCUGGAGGGGAGGUGUUAAACUGACUUCUUUCAUCUCUUAUAUUCUUUUACUGAUCAUUUUCUGCCUUUUGGCUCAUGGGAUCAGCUGUAUAUCGAUCCACAAUUGAACAGCUUUGAGGAUGGAUUAUCUUAAUCCCCGUGUUAUUAUUUUUCUCAAGGGCCCUAUAUUGGGUUUUUUUGCAAUUAUAUGUAGUGGGAAGUCUCAGAGAUGAGCUUGAUCAUUGGAAUUAGCGACACCGUUGACAUGAUCUGAAUAACUGGAACAGUUUCCUUUUCUCUUAAACUGUGGGAGCGGAGAACCAGACUAGGGGACGCAUUCGUGUCCGUGUCAACCCAGCAAAGUUUCAGCUGUUAAUCGUGACACUAUUCUGAGGCUGAACAUGUUUAAUAUUUGCUUGUAUGCCUGCUGAAUGUAGUGAAUUUUGAAGUAUUUCCUCCAUGUAACAAUUUCCUCCUCUGUGUUUAAUGUUUAUGAACCUACAAGUGCACAACUUUAAGAUUGUGGAAUAUAUUGGUUUGAAUUGGGAGGGCAAUUAGCCUCAAGAUUGACCAUCCUUUUGAGAUCGA
Capsicum annuum is the source of this 2151-nucleotide messenger RNA. RefSeq names its product thylakoidal processing peptidase 1, chloroplastic. Gene Ontology annotation, molecular function: serine-type endopeptidase activity. The record is from RefSeq and is a predicted model, not a curated record. NCBI's taxonomy places the organism in Eukaryota, Viridiplantae, Streptophyta, Magnoliopsida, Solanales, Solanaceae. Gene Ontology annotation, biological process: thylakoid membrane organization. Bases 428 to 1579 code for a protein of 383 amino acids. Gene Ontology annotation, cellular component: chloroplast thylakoid membrane. The transcript has 6 exons.